Messenger RNA from Tetrahymena thermophila SB210, 2673 nucleotides. Its product is annotated as transmembrane protein, putative. Gene Ontology annotation, cellular component: cytoplasm. Lineage: Eukaryota; Ciliophora; Oligohymenophorea; Hymenostomatida; Tetrahymenidae. Gene Ontology annotation, biological process: regulation of MAPK cascade; MAPK cascade; protein phosphorylation. The record is from RefSeq and is a predicted model, not a curated record. Gene Ontology annotation, molecular function: protein serine/threonine kinase activity. The transcript is spliced from 6 exons.
AUGUCUUAAAGAAAUAUUUAGGUUGCUUAUGAUCAUUCUCCUUAGAGAUAAAAGAGAAUAACUUAAUUUGUAAACAAAGGAAAUAAGGUCAGGAGAAAUAGAGAAUAGGAUAGACAUGAAAAAAGAAAUAGAAAAGAAGAAUCAGAAUCCUCAUCUUAGUCUUCUUCCAAAUCUUCUUCUAGGUCAUCUUCUUAAAAAUCUAGCUCAUCAUCUGGAGAGGAAGAAAAUAAUAAAAAUAAGAGAUAGUCAAGAAGGGACAUUUAAAAAGCAACUCAAGCAAGGAAAUCCGUUUAUCUACAGUAAGAAAAACUAAGAGAACUUUAGCAAAGAGAGAAAUAAGAAAAAACAAAGAUUAUGAUUAUGAAAAGUCAGAAAAAAAUCGAUAUGCAAGAAAACAAGAUUGAAGAUUUGUAGUAAGAAUUAGAAUACUAAAAGUAAAAUGUCGAUUAGCUCAAUAAAGAAAGGUAAAAACUAAAAUAGGAGACAUAAAAAAUUUAAAUGAUUGAGUAGCAAAAAAACCUAGUUUAAUCUAAUUAUGAAGCUCACAAACUUAAAGUAGAAACAGUAAAAAAGAAUUUUAUGAAGCGUUAAUAAACCCAAGUAGACAUCAAAGCAGAUAAUUUCAACAAGGCUCUGCACAAUGAUCAAUCAAAAGUAAGGGAAGUGGGAAACACCAUUCUUUUUAUUUUUAAUUAGCUAUUCUUUGCUUUGUCAAAUAAUUACUUUUUAAGCAAAUAUGUCUAUUAGAUAGCUAAUUCGUAUGGUGCAAAAAGUGAAGUUUUCUUCAGUAAAAAUGCAUUUCUAUUCAACAAUUACCUCUUUUCUGUGCUCAUAUUUAUUCCCUUUUAUGUAGAAUACUUUAUUAACACUAAAAUAAGUGGAAUAGAUUCAUUCUUUUUACAUAAUUAUGCCUAUUCAACUCACUCCUAUGUUUCUGUCAGCCUAGCAAUCUUUUUUUUAUUUUAAUUAAUUGUUGGUAUCUACAAGUACAACGACAUUAAAAAAAAAGAAGUUGGAUAAGAGGCAAAGAAAAGCAAGAAAAUUAUUAAUUUUAGGAUAGUAUUUGGGGAUUGGAAUUGGAAAAUAAGAGAAAGAGAUUCUAUUUAAAAAAAUCAAAUAUCAUUGACAAAAAGAGUUUUAUAGUAUUAUUCUGAUAAGGAUUCUCAUUAUAAAAAAUACAUGGACUAAAACGCUGGAUUAAUUUAAAAGCUGAUUUUUAGAUUUUUGAUAGUUGGUUUAAUUAUUUCAAGUAUUGUGCCAGUCAUCAUUAUUCAUUAAAAAGACAUUUUCUUUGAUUUGGUUGAUAUAAAAUUUAUUAGUGAAAUAAUUAAUGGCUUAAUAAUUGCUUGCAUAAGUAAAAUGGUCUACAUGAUCAUUAUUCCACUUAAUAAAUUUGAAGGUUUGGCAAACCAAGAUUCAAGAACGAAAUUAUUAUAUUUAAAAAAAUUCUUCUCAGAAAUCUUUCCGAUAUUGGCUAGUAUUUUGAUGAGCUACAGUGUUAUCCUUGAGAAUGAUACUUAUAUUUUUUACAUUGGAAUAUUAACAAACAAUAUAUCCUAUGAUUACACUAAAUAUGUCUGUAGAGAAAGUUAGGUUGCUUACUAAUUGUUUGGAUUGCUAAUCGGCCAUUUUAUAAUAAGCAUAGUAUUUCAAUAUAUUCCUUCUAUAUUGAACUCGAUAAUGAAAAGUGGAUCUAAAAGUAAGUUUGAACAAAGCAUACAAUUUGAUACUAUUGAUGCCAGCAUUUCUCUCUUGGUUUCGAAUACUAUUUUCUUGGCACUAUUGCCAUUUUCCUUUUUUUCUAUAUUUGCAUUUUUGGUUAUUUUGCUGUUAAACUUUUUAAACGAAUGGCUAAUUUAACAGAAAAUUACUCUUCCUUAAUUCUCAGGUCUUUCAAGUACUCACUUAAAAGGAUUUGUUAGCUUUUUCUAUAAUACUACUUUACUUUUUUGUUUUUGCUAUUAUUCUUUCUUCUUUGUUAGAACUUUUACUCCUAUUUAUCAUUUUGAUAAUAAUACGAUGUAUUGUAAUCCUUUUAUGGGGUAGACUACUUCGUUGGCAAAUAGAUUUAGGUAGUACCUUUAUGAUACUUAAGUGAUAGGAGUCGCGUAUGAUAUUUUAACUUGGCUACCAUUGAUUUAUGGAUUAUUCAUUAUAUACUUGGUGGCUUACCUGGUCUCAUAAAAUUAAAAAAGAGUUUGGGAGUUUGAGUUUUAAAAGAAAUUAAAGGAAUUAUCUGGCAUAAAACAAUAUUACGAAUCAAGGAUAAAUAGGCUUGAAAAAAGAAUUGAUGAUGCAAAUAAAAUUUUAGAAGAAGACGCAUUCUUAACUUAGGAAAAUGAUGAUUACAACAUUAACAAUGGUACUACUAAUAUUCCUCAUUCUAGAAUACCACAAAAGCCUUAAUUAAGUAGUACUUUAGCUUUUUUAGACCAAGAAGAUCAGAACAUCAGACAAGGAUCUGAGACAAGCAUAAAGCUACACAGCCUAUCAAAGAUGAAUCGAUUUGGAAAUCCUUCAUAAUCUCAUAUAGCUCCUACUGCUUCUUCCAAAUUAUUAAAUCAAUAUCUAACAACUGAUGGUAAAGAUGCUGAUGCAUCUUCUAAAGAAAAUAUUAAUUAAGAUUUAAAUCUUAAAAAAAACAAUUUAGGUAGACCAAAAAACUUUUUUUGA